Messenger RNA from Oryza sativa Japonica Group (Japanese rice), 919 nucleotides. The record is from RefSeq and is a predicted model, not a curated record. NCBI's taxonomy places the organism in Eukaryota, Viridiplantae, Streptophyta, Magnoliopsida, Poales, Poaceae.
AGUUCCCAACUGCAACAUUUAUUCUGGAUGAUGUCUUCUUCUCCUCUUGCCACCCUAUAAAUAGCCCAUGCUACUGCUCACCUUUGAAGCACAAGCACAAGCACAAGCAGCUCUAGCUAGCUACAGGCAUCAGUGGUCAGUAGAGUGAUCAGUUGCAACUAGCUAGCUAGUUAGAUUAUAUCUUCAGUGAUGGCUCCGGCCUGCGUCUCCGACGAGCACGCCGUCGCGGUGUCGGCGGAGCGGCUGUGGAAGGCGUUCAUGGACGCGUCCACUUUGCCCAAGGCCUGCGCCGGCUUGGUCGACGACAUUGCGGUCGAGGGGAACGGUGGUCCGGGCACCAUCUACACCAUGAAGCUUAACCCUGCCGCGGGUGUGGGAAGCACAUACAAGACCCGGGUGGCGGUGUGCGACGCCGCAAGUCAUGUCCUAAAGUCGGAUGUGCUCGAGGCAGAAAGCAAGGUGGGGAAGCUCAAGUCACACUCGACGGAGACGAAGCUUGAGGCCACCGGCGAUGGCUCCUGUGUGGCCAAGCUCAAGGUGGAGUACGAGCUCGAGGACGGCAGCUCACUGUCGCCGGAGAAGGAGAAGGACAUCGUGGAUGGCUACUAUGGCAUGCUCAAGAUGAUCGAGGACUACCUCGUCGCUCACCCUGCCGAAUACGCCUAAGAUGAAGAGGAAUACUGCCUCUAUCCAGUAUAUCCCACCUAGAGUGAGUGAUAAUUAAAUAAUGAGAGCCGCAGAAAUGUCCAAAUUCUCGUGGCGUUUGAGUCCGUGAGAGUAAUUUCGUGCUUUAAGUUUGUGGUUGUGUUUAUGUGCCUUUCUAUGGUCGUAUUCAGUGUUAAAGUUAUCAUUUUGCUUCAUCAAUGGGUGAAUAAAGAGAGGCAAGUCUGAAUGUGUUCUGCUAUGGUUUGGAGGUUAA